This is a messenger RNA of Eimeria acervulina, 388 nucleotides long. RefSeq lists its product as hypothetical. NCBI's taxonomy places the organism in Eukaryota, Apicomplexa, Conoidasida, Eucoccidiorida, Eimeriidae. The annotation marks the transcript as partial. The record is from RefSeq and is a predicted model, not a curated record. The transcript has a single exon.
AAGCGUCUCCGCAGAUAUCAUCGCUAAGUCCAGCCAGCACUGCAACCCCAUUCGCGGGCACUCACUGCACAAACACAGCAGCAGCAGCAGCAGCAGCAGCAACGGCAGCAGCAGCAGUAGCACAAAUAGCACAGAAAAACUAUUUGUAUGGGGAGUUGACGAUCUUGGCUGCAAUAAGCAGCAGCAGGAGAAACACCAGCACCAGCAGCAGCAGCAAAGACAGGCAAAGUCUUCGAUCCGGCAGCAGAAACAGCAGCAACAACAGCAGCAGCAGCAGGGAAAGCAGCAGCAUUGGGAAGAGCAGCAGCAGCAACAACAACAGGAGCAGCAGAAAGAGCAGCAGCAGCAGCAGCAGGAAAAGCAACAGCAUCCGCAGCAACAUCCUUAG